GCUACGUCAUAAAUAAAUACUGUCAGCUAUCUCACAGCUAGGAACUUGAAGAGGCAACAUGGCAUUUACUUUAUAUUCUCUCAUUCAAGCAGCAAUUCUCUGUGUCAAUGCUGUCGCUGUGCUGCACGAAGAAAGAUUUCUCAGUAAAAUUGGCUGGGGAGUGGACCAAAGUGUCGGUGGAUUUGGAGAUGAACCAGGCGUCAGAGUGCAGCUGAUGAACCUUGUCCGCUCUGUGAGGACGGUGAUGAGAGUGCCGUUGAUCGCCGUCAAUUCAGUCUGCAUCGUGCUGCUGCUUCUGUUUGGGUGAAGUGAAGUGAGAGAAGAUGUCAGGAGAACAUCUGCAUCAACUCAGGAACUAUUUAAUCUCUCUGACACACGGAAUGUCUCCUGUCAGCCUGUGUAUGAAUGUUGUCAUUUGAUAUUCCACAUUAAGACGUGAAACAUUUGUUAAGGCCUUUAUACAGCACAGAAAUUCAAAAUAAUUAAGUCCAGUUAUUUAGAAUGGUUAACUUCCCUCUAUUUUGACUAGUGAUAGAAUUACACGUCAGUGUUUUGUUUUUGGAAAAACUUAAAUAAGCACUGAAAAUAUAUCAAUGAAGACCCAAAUACCAAUUAUAACUACUUAUGGAGUGACCGACUGUAAAAUGUUUGUGAAUAUGUAUUACGUGGUGUCAUACAAUAAAGAAUUUUUAACUUUUCAA
Seriola dumerili (greater amberjack) is the source of this 701-nucleotide messenger RNA. Its product is annotated as immediate early response 3-interacting protein 1. Bases 59 to 307 code for a protein of 82 amino acids. Gene Ontology annotation, cellular component: COPII-coated ER to Golgi transport vesicle; Golgi membrane; endoplasmic reticulum membrane. The record is from RefSeq and is a predicted model, not a curated record. NCBI's taxonomy places the organism in Eukaryota, Metazoa, Chordata, Actinopteri, Carangiformes, Carangidae. Gene Ontology annotation, biological process: endoplasmic reticulum to Golgi vesicle-mediated transport. The transcript has 3 exons.